This is a messenger RNA of Micropterus dolomieu (smallmouth bass), 5860 nucleotides long. RefSeq lists its product as uncharacterized. Lineage: Eukaryota; Metazoa; Chordata; Actinopteri; Centrarchiformes; Centrarchidae. The transcript has 8 exons. The record is from RefSeq and is a predicted model, not a curated record. Bases 343 to 5001 code for a protein of 1552 amino acids. Gene Ontology annotation, biological process: cell differentiation.
AGGUGGGAGCUGCAGGUCGACGGCGACGCGACUUCCCUUCAUUUCCCCCUCUUCGGUCCGCUGGAGCGUCCGCAGACGAACAGCACCGACAGGGCAGGAGUCCGUUUUGCUGCCAUCCAGCAAAUCUGAGUCCGCGCGGGUACAUAAACAGAUCCACACUCCAGUCGCUUCCUCAAGUGAUUUUCACGGAAAUGGUUCACCUGAAGUUUUCCUUCGGACGGUGAAAGUUUUGGAGUUGGAGAGGAAGAACGCAGCCGGGAGACGCUUCAAAUGGAGAGAGGGUGAAUCCACCCAUCUGGAUCAGAAAAGUUCAACAAGGGCAUAGCUCCGGUGUGAGGUGGUAUGUCAAACCGUGACUCGCUGGGGUUUGGGGACCUACUCCCCCAAGAUGUGGUUGAAAUUUUUGCCCAGGAGAAGCACAGCAAAAGGGGCCGGAAGAAGCGCAGGAACUCCCUGGGGCGGGCUUUGGGCUGGCUGAAGGGCAAGAAGAGGAAGGAUCUCGCCAAUAAGGGGCAGCUGGGUCUAGGCCCUGCACUUGACUUGGCCUUGGAUGGGCACCCUGCUGGGAAUCAGGGUGGACACAAGGGAGGACACAAGAGCGGACAGAAGUCAGGAAAGCAGGCUCAUCCAUAUGGUAACGUUCAUGCUGUCUCAAAGCGAGACGAUGAUGAUGACAAGACCCCGGCACCCCCGUUGCUCCAGGAGAACGUGUUCAUCGAGGCCAGCAGGCCCAAGUACCUGGAGAACCUUCAUACUGAGGCCCUGGAAGGACUGAAAAUGAUGCAGCAGGAAGAAACCAAUAAUGGAGUGGAGUACCAGGAUAAUGAAAGCACGGUUUCGACAGUGAUGGUCCAGACAGACGGGGAAGGUGGCUUUAUGACAGACAGUACCCUUGCUGACACAUCUUCAAUCGUCUCUGUACGAUCAUCAGUGUCCACAAGAUCUUCCCGCUCUGGUCUCACCAGGCAAGCAUCAACAUUCAGGCCCUUGAACUCUGGGAAAAAGUCAGAAAAGACCAAGACAAGGAGAAGACACAGGAAGACUGUUGUGGGUAUCCCACAGCAUGUUCAGAAAGAACUGGGCCUGGACAGAGUGGGCUGGACACUGACUCAGAGGUUAGAUGAGGAACAGCAUUAUAAUGGGGAAACUGACAGCAGCCCAACGACAGAUGUGCCACAGCAGGCAAAAGAGUCACAAAGGGGAGCCAGUUCCAGCCUUCAGAACAUGAAUUUCAUCCAGCCCGUCAACAAACACCAACUGGAGCAGCUCGGUGCCACCCAUGCUGGCCAUAGGGAUGACCUGGCCCUGCUGCACCGCCUGGGCCCUAACUUCUCAGGUGAGCAGAGGCCUCGGUCCCUGGCUGUUCCCUGGAUGACCACUGCCAACAGCCUCGAGCAGGAGCUGCCCAGCCCUGUCAUGUCCAUGUCUCCACAGGCCCCUUACAUGUCGAAAAUCAUUCCCAAUGCUGUGUUGCCACCCUCCAUAGAUGUGGUUGAAAUCAGCCGCGGGCGGAGUCGCAACAGCGUCCGCACCGUCAGCAAGAGCAGCCUCCUGCUGUCCAGCCCGGCCCCCUCCCGUGCUUCCUCUAGAGCCUACUCCUCCAGGACUACUUCCUCCAGAGCCUCCUCUAGAGCCUCCUCCAGAGCCUCCAACAUCACCUCUGCCUCCCAAUACAACCCUUACAAUAUGUCCGACAGCUCUUGUUGGAGCAACUCUGAGUCCUCAGAGACCUUGGUAUCUGACUCCUCAACCAUCUCCAGCAGCAGCACCCCCAGACAGAAGAGGUCACAGGACGGUGAUGCCUCUGCUAAAGAGGACAAAAUCAGUGUUCCCUCCUCCGUCAGCAAGCCUUCAAAAUGCGCCUCCAAUGGCCAGCUCAUUAUUAAGGGAGACGAGGUUAAGAAAGAAGGGCAGUUUGUGCGUAGCCUCUCCGUCAUGAAGCCCAAGAGGGCUCCUCCUCCUCCAAGCCGCUCAUAUUCCCUUCACAAUAAGAUGAAGCGACGGUCACGUGAUCUGGCAGAGGUUACGGUCAUUUCAGGGGAAUCUUCUCUCACCACUAUCCCAGCAUCUGGUGAGGAAAAAGGAAAAAACACAACAGGAUUCUCUCCUAUUCCCUCUAAAAUCAUAGACAGUCCUGGAUACAAUGCUGACACCAGUUCUCUGGAUGACUCUACAGGUUCUGUAUCAUUCAGUUCCUACAGAUCCCAGCUGCAGGCACUAAAGGCAGAGGAAGCAAAGGUUGAGGAAACAGUUUCCAAAGAUGCUUCACAAGAGAAGCAGGAAUCACUUCAGGAGAAUAAGCUAAGCAAAAUAGUGUCCCCGUCCAGUGGCUACUCCAGCCAAGAUGGCACAUCUGCUCAACUUUUUAAACAGCCCCACAGCUCAUCUCCAAGGCACAAGAGAGGCAUCUUAGCAAAGCUUCAAAGGUUUUUUCCUGGGUCUACUAAUGCUGCUUCACCUCCCCCUCCACUCACACAAUCAGAGGCUCGUGAAAACACAGAAACCAAAGAGGAUCUCAAACUCGACUCCUCAGUCGAUACUGCCAGUGUCAGCCCCUCCGUAAGGACCUUGAGAGAACUCUUCAACAUCCCUCCGCCACCUAAGGUCCAUGCACCUCCACCCCCUCCUCCAGAGGUAUGGGCUCACAGUAAGCGUAGCUUUGAGUUGCUGCUGGGACCACCGGCACCUGAUAACAUUUAUGCCAUCAUAAAGAAGAAUCCAAAGGACAGGAGACAACCGAGGCACUCUCCUUCUGCAUCUACGGACAGCUCUGUGAAUAGCUUGGUGGUAGAAAGAACGCACAAGAAUCCGACUGUAACAGUGGAGUCCUUUAAUGGUGCCCUACAUGUGCUUGAGACAAAGAAACUUCAGGACAGUGGGGUUUUGAAUGCAGAGAACAAUGACAGACUGACUGAGCAGAAUGUUGAUUUGAAAGGAAAGAGCAAAGAGACAGAAAAAGUUGAGAAAGUAAGAGUAAGUGACAUAUUAAACGGGAUGUUGGUGAAGGCUGUAGAGAAACAUGAAGUAAGGCUGGCAGCAGUGAGAGAGGAAGAAGCCAAAAAGACAUCCACACGAGCUACAGAGGUAAAGACUAACAUGGACACAUUAUCCGCCAUUUCAUUAGUACGCGUCUCUCCAUCUCCUCCUCUGGUACACCGUCCUCCACAACCCCCCACCACACAGACUGCUUCUAUCCCAUCCGCAAACGUUGUUGUAUCCCCUGAGUCAUCCUGGCCCCCACCCCCUCCACCAACAGGCCACGGUGGGCCUGAUGAGAUUGAUUUCCCUCUUCCGCCUCCCCCAAUGUUUGGUGAGGAGGGGAUAGUUAUACCUGUUCAGGUGCCACCAGAGAGGUCAGAAUGUGUCAGGGUGACCACAGAGGCUGAACCACAGAACCCCAGUACAUCCCAGAGGAUUGUACCUCCAACCUUGAGUAUUCCACCUCCUCCACCAUAUAUGGCUCCCCCUCCACCGGUUGAAGCAGUCUGUCUUCCUAUGACUAAGAAGGUCUGUCCUCUACCGUCAAUUAAAGAGGUUUCUCCUCCACAACCUAAAAAAGUCUCUCUUCCACCACCUAUAGAGGUUUCUCCUCCACCGCCUCCUAAAGAGGUUUCUCUUCCACCACCUAUAGAGGUUUCUCCUGGGAGCCCCAAAGAGUCAUCUCGUACUGUGGUUCAAGAACCGCCCCCAACCCUUGUUAAAGACGUGUCCCCCACACUGGUUAUCGAGGUCUCCACUCAUUUUGAGAAGAUUUCUCCUCCAUCUUCUCAAAAUAAUGCCUGUCAGUCUUUGGACAAGGCAACACCUGUUGGCAAGCUCACCCCACCACAAAGUAUUCCACCUCCACCACCCCUACCGUCACAACCCCAGUCGUCAAAACAGGAGAUUGAUCUUCCACAAGAGAACAUCCCAUCUGAAUCUGAGACCAACCCAGUUUCAUCUGACAGUAUUCUUACUUCCCCUCAGAGUAUUCCACCUCCGCCUCCCAUACAGCUUCUCCACCAACCUCAGGUUGUAGCCCCAAACACUGAUGGUCCAGCAACCCAGGAGGCCUCCCCUUCACCACCAUCUGAAAUCUCUAUCCCACCAACUGUUGAAAACUCUCCUUCACCACAAAAGGGGACUCCUUCUCCCCUUGGAAAUAUUCCCUUACCUCCACCUUUACCUGUGCUGGGUCUUGCCAGCAUUAGGCACCAACCUAGUCCUGCAAGCACAGAAAACCAAACCCCAGAGCUGACGUCUGCCCCUGUUGUGCAGAAGGAACCUACUCCCAUUAUUACCCCCUCCCUUCUGCAGAUGGUGAAGCUGCGGUCCGUCAAUAGCAGCCCUGAGCCUUCUAAAGAUCAGGAGCAACCAGAGGUCACAAUGAGGAAUAAGCAGCCCAGCAAUAAGGUUCCAACCUCAUCUGCCAGUGGUGAGGCUCCUCAGAAACCCAUCAGAAGGUCUCUGAUCAUGACCUCUGAACCUGCCAUAGUUACUUCACAACAAGCUCUGCCCAAGUCCCAGUCUCUUGUGGUUCCACCUGCAUCUUCAUCCACAGUCAUCUCCCCAACUAAAAAGUCUCCUCCUGCCAUGACCACCUCUCCUUCCAUGAACCUACAGGAGGCCAUCCGCCUGAGGACAGCAGCCAGAUCAAAAGCCAGCCCUGCAUCUCGCCUCAGCAUCCAGUCACCAACAUCACCAAAAGACCUCUGCAAGUCCCCCACCAGCACAGCAAGUUUUAUCUUCUCCAAGAGCAACAAGAAGGUGGUAACUGAGACCAAGCCGGCACCGGAGACCAUGGCAACCAUACAGAACAACCUGGAGGCUUCCUCAAACAACGUAACAAACGUGGUGAGUGAAGCAGAGCUGAUGAAGAAGGGAGUCAAGGUGCCACCACCUGUUGCAAAGAAACCCCAAACUGCAGGUCAGGAAUCACUGCAAGAUAGUAUCAAGGAUGCUGCAGAGAAAACAAAUGGAACAGCAGGUACUGUUGAAGGAGAAGGGACACCAUCUACAUGACUGUAAAGACUGAAGGAGAGCUGGGAAGGACUUAUUACACUGUAUCUGCUGCAAGUUGGUCUUUAUGUGUGAGAGACAAGAAACUGGAUUUGGAAAAGUUCUGGAUUUUAUAGAAAAUCCUUUCAAUUUGAUGUUAAUGGUGUGGGUCAUUUUCACAAGUACUCAUAUUGCAUUUUAAAUACAGCAUAUUUUCUUUUGGCAGAGGGUCUUCUGAACUUUACAGUUGCAAGAAAUGGGAAUAUACUGCCCUCUAGUGUCAAACAAUGAUUGUACCACUUUUGUCCUGCUGAAUCAGAGCUUUUGUCAAUAUUUCUAACAAUGGGACUUUUGGGCGCUCAUCUGUAAAUAUAGCAAAAGUUUCUACAUUUAACAUAAUCCUGUUAUGAUGGAUAUGUGCUACAGAGUUCUGUUUUUUUCUCCAAAACUAUAUUUGUUAAAAAAUAUUAAUUAUCCUAAGUUAUUUUUUUUCUUUUCAUGUUCAGAGGAGGGUCUCAGACAGAACAUCUUGUUUGCAAUGUUGUGUUAAACCCCAAAAAUCAUUUAAAUCAAGUUUGUUUGUAUAGCUCCUAGACAUGUCCAAAUAUACAGUAUGUUCUUCUCAAACAUCUGUCACUUUCUAUGACCUGUCAAUGAGCAUGACCAUUAAUUAGCAGAUACAUAAAUCAAUAUUAAAAUCGUUAUUUUGGAGCACAUUUCUGCUGCUUUUAGUUACUGAUAAUGGAGGCAUUGCCUUUUCUCAGUUAUGGCUCAAACAGCGGGGUAUUUCUGUGUUGAACUAUAAUAUUUCAAACUUGUUUCAAAGACUAAUGUAAUAAAUGAUCAUUUAUAAUGGAAAGAAUAAAGAUUUAUGGACAGAUAA